AUGUCCGACAGUGAAAUUCACAUUGGGAAAGUAGAGGAGGGAGACGAUUCGGGAGCGUCACCCGGUGUACCAUCGUCGGUAUCGCUGGCUCCCCCCCUUCCAGCGGACACCACUCGCCGGGAACGGUCUCCGGGCGCGGAGUCGCAGGGCAAACGGGGCUCGUCACGCGACAACUCACCGGGAAAUUCGGGCAAACGGCCGUCGGGCUCAGUCGCUCUUCGGGCAGCGACUCAAGCGGCGCGGAUAUGGCUGUUGGGGGCCAUAUUCGAACGGGUUUAUGCCGUGGACGUCGGGAAUACUUCCGUGGCCCAGCUCGACGGGUUUCUCUCAAAUGCCAAGGACCUUUGGGGUAAAUUCAGCCUCAUGCACGACUCCAUACUGGAGAACAGCACGGACGACUUCCUCCAGGAUGAAUACUUCACGGAGGACUCGUACUCUCGGGCCUUCACGCUCUUUGGCGACAUCACCGGGCAGGUGGCAGUGCUGAAGGACGGGAUUCAGCAUCGCGAUCGGGAACGGGCGGGAUCACCCUCACUCGAUACGAGCGUGCUCGUCAUCAAUAAUCGGGCUCUCUCAGAUGUCGAGCGGAUGCACUACUUACGGGCGUCAACCACGGGUGAAGCCGCGAAGCUGACCGCCAGCAUGGCGAUCGAAGCGGACUCCUUCUCAACGGCCUGGGAGACUCUUACAGAGCGCUACCAGAACGAUCGGGUUUUGGUCACUUCUCAUCUCGACACGCUCUUCAAAACAGCGGUGAUCACUCCUCGCUCGGCUCGGGAUCUCCACGCGCUCGUACACAGCAUCACCGAGUCGUACAACUCACUUCGGGUGUUGGGCGCUCCUAUAGAGCAUUGGGACUGGGUGCUUGUGUACCUCAUUGCCAGACGUCUCGACCCUGAGACUCGGGAGGCGUGGGAGCUCAGGACCGGGCAAUCUAAAGUUCCCCCGUCAUUCACGACACUGCGGGAAUUUCUGGGUCACCGAGCUCGUGCAUUGGAGGGAGCGGGCGUCGGGACUAUCUCUACCCCAAAAUCGGGCCCGGGCAAGGAGAGCACGCAGAGGAAUACUUCCUCUCGCGUAUAUGCAGCCACGUCGGGUGGCGGGACAACCUCACAAGCUUGUGCCUUCUGCCAGGAGAAGCACUACGUUGCCGUGUGCCCCAAGUUCAGGCAGUUGUCUCCAGAGGCGCGUCGGGGCGAAGUACAGAGACUCAAACUGUGCUUCAACUGCUUGGGCCGGCACAACGUCAACGCGUGCAACAUCGCUACGCGAUGCAAGGAGUGUGGGCGCAAGCACCACACGAUGAUUCAUACCGGGUGGUCCAAAUACGGGGAUGCAGCCAGGGGUACGGGAGCCCCCUCAACAUCGGGCGGCCAGCAGGCCAACUCUGGGGACGCAGGCGCGUCAACAUCGGGUACUUCUCAAUGA
Venturia canescens is the source of this 1428-nucleotide messenger RNA. RefSeq lists its product as uncharacterized. NCBI's taxonomy places the organism in Eukaryota, Metazoa, Arthropoda, Insecta, Hymenoptera, Ichneumonidae. The coding region runs from base 1 to 1428 and encodes 475 amino acids. The record is from RefSeq and is a predicted model, not a curated record. The transcript has 2 exons.